AUGGAUAAGACAAAUGACAUCGAUAACAAAAAUAAAGAUGAAAUCAAUGAAGAUAAAAUGGACGGAGAGAGUAGACAUGAAAAAGAUAACGCGAACGAGGAAAAGAAAGAUGGAAAACAGCAUAAAAGUCAGAAUAAGAAACAUAAGGUCGUCAAUCUUCGAAAGAAGGAUCGAGAUAAGAAUGAUGACUUUAAAUCAAUCUUACAUGAUGCUCUCGAUCUAGAGAAAGUCGAUACAACGGACAAGAGUAGUAAUGGCAUCAAUAAAAAUGAAAAUAAAAAACCUGCAAACAAAGACAGUUAUAAGAUAGAUGACUUUGAGAAUGAUGGCGAUUUGAAGCACAAUAUUAAUGAUAAAAUUAAAGAUGAUGUUACAAAAAAUAUCAAUGACGAUAAUAAUGAAGAAAAUAAUAAUGAAAAAAACACUAAUAGUGACAACGACAGUGAGAACAAAAAAAAAGACGAAAAGAAUGACCGCCAUGAAAAAAAUGAAGAAAAUAAUAAUCACGUGAGUGAAAAGGAAAAUAAUUCUGAGAUGAAAGAACAAGAAGAUCCUGGCAGCGCAAAAGUCAACGAUGUUGAAGUAAAUAAAGAUUUGAGAUUUUCAGGGAACUCUGGUGAUGAAGAGGUUAAUAAUAAUAAAGAUGACAUUUUGAGUAAAGACAAAUUGAAAGAUUAUGUCAAGAAUAAAGAUGAAGGAGAUAAUGCCUUUAAUGAUAAAGAUGAUGAAAACUUGCCAAGAAAACCUGCCAAGGUUGUGAAGAAUGAUCAUGUUGAAGAGGUUAAUGGUUUAGAUCACGUUUCUUCUUCAGCUAUAACCGAGGAGGGCUCUGUUGAAGGCAAGUCGGGUUCCGGAACGAAUGAAAAGAUUCAUGAUUCUGGUGAGCGAGCUGUAGCUGACUCGCUGGCGGCUUCGAGCAGUGUCGUAGAGGCGAUAAAAAAGGCAGAAAUGCUUGCGAGAAAGGCGCACGCUACUUUGUCGCCAAAGAAAGUUGACCUGCCAGCAAAAAAAAGUGAAGAGUCUCCUGAGGGUUCUGGUUUUGAAGAAAAUGAUGAUUUGAAUGAGAACGACACAAAAGAAUCAUCUUCAGAGAUCAACUCUUCUACCGAAAAUAAUGUUUCCGAAAACGAUGUGUUGAUGGAUAAACUGAAUAAAAAAACAAAAAAGAAGAAUGAUUUAUAUGAAAAACCCGAUGUUGAAGUGGAAACUGCAGACGAUAAUGACAAUGAAGAUGCGUCUGGUUCUGGAAAUAUCGAGUUUGGAUCUGGUGAUCUUUCUGAAGAUGAUGAAGAUGACAUGAGCGAUGAUGAUGACGAGAGUUCCUUCAAAUGGCCAAAAUUCGGUGACGAAGUAACACAGGAAAUGCUAGACCACUUUAUGAUUGCCCAGCUUUUAGAGCAAAACCUUACUUUGUUUUACGGGGGUCUUACUGGUCGACCUGGGCCACCGGGUCAUAAGGGUCCUCAGGGGCCAACUGGUGAUGUUGGUCCAGAAGGACCUCUUGGACCACUUGGUUAUAUGGGUGAAAUAGGAGCUCCUGGUGAACAAGGGGAAGUCGGACCUCGUGGACCAGAAGGUGACCAGGGCGCACAAGGUGAAAAAGGUAAGCCUGGUCUACCUGGUCUGCACGGUCUCCCAGGUGAGCCUGGUAAACCAGGUGGAAGAGGGAAAUCUGGGGCAGCUGGACCAGCAGGACCGGGAACGGAGCUUCCGAGCUGUUUGUAUUUAUGCGAGGGUGAGAAGGCAUGGCUUCAGUGUCAGCAAUUUGAGUUGCUUCGAAUCAAGCGAGUUUACUGGGGCCGAGAUAAUGGGAAAAUGUGUCCCAAGAUUCCGCUUGGCCUCAGUGGAGACGCAUGCGACGCUGACCAAGAAAACGCAUUUGACAAAGUUGAGCAGCAAUGUCGACAUGAUCAAGCGUGUGAAGUUGUGGCAUCAAACGUGUUCUUUGACGACAGCACAUGUAAAAAUACUUAUAAAUUCCUUAAAAUUUGUUAUGAUUGCAUUCCUGACUCGUUGGCCAACCGAGCAGAGCUGUUGCGCACAACACGCGAACGCCGAAAGAGAGGAAAACGUGGAGAAUUUGGAAACCAGGGAAAAUUCAAGGGGAUGACGUCACGGCAGAUACAGGAAGAGCGAUUGAUGGAUACCUUAUUUGAACACCCAAUUAAAGCAAGAUUGUUGUAGCUCGUUCCUCGCGAUGACCAAGAGGACAUUUACAGCAGUUUUAAAGAUAAAUACAACGACUUGAUUGGUUCGGAUGAAUAUCACGACCAUUAUGAACCAAUACUAUUUUCAUUUAAACAUGAAAAACAUCCAUUGAACUACGAUGUUUGCUAUCAAUAAAAAAAUAUGUUUCUUAA
Molecule: messenger RNA, 2360 nt
Organism: Xenia sp. Carnegie-2017
Lineage: Eukaryota; Metazoa; Cnidaria; Anthozoa; Malacalcyonacea; Xeniidae
Product: protein PFC0760c-like
Exons: 4
Coding region: 1-2184 (727 amino acids)
Molecular function (GO): carbohydrate binding
Source: RefSeq, a predicted model, not a curated record